This is a messenger RNA of Trichomonas vaginalis G3, 2226 nucleotides long. Its product is annotated as cyclin-dependent kinase inhibitor 2C-related family. Gene Ontology annotation, molecular function: protein binding. The coding region runs from base 1 to 2226 and encodes 741 amino acids. The record is from RefSeq and is a predicted model, not a curated record. The transcript has a single exon. Lineage: Eukaryota; Parabasalia; Trichomonadida; Trichomonadidae.
AUGUCUGAUCAAGACAUUCACCCAGGCAAAUACAUUGAACUGAGAAAUAACUUUAAAUACUACAUCGAUACAUAUCUUGCCUUGUAUCAGCUAAAAACUGAAAAUGAAGAAGAAUUAAACUCGAUUUACAAAAUGAUCAAGACAGAACUGAUUGAUUCAAAGAAAUUUAGCCCAAAAAAGAUUAUAAAAGAUAUUUUAGACAUUAUUCCGUAUAAUAAUCGUUAUGCAAAGUCAUAUUUGACUCUAGCCAAACUCAUUUCUGAUGAUUAUCAUAUAACAGAGGUCAACAAUAUUCCAACUAUUUCUAACUACAUGUUUUAUAAAGAAUAUGGAAUUAAAUUAGACAAAUCUUAUGAUUUCGAAAAAAAUAAAUCAGAAAAUCUGGAUAUUCAUACAGAAAAUACAAUUUACAGAGCAAUUAUGUAUAAUGACAAAGAAAAAUUCAUCCCAUUUACUGAAAGUGACGGAUUUGAUGAAAAACAAAAACUUGAUAGAAUAUUAUAUCCCUCCGCUUAUAAUGAAUAUUCAUUACUUGAAUUAUGUUGUUACCACGGAGCAGUUGACUGUUUCAAGUUAUUAAUAACAAAAUUUAACCCAGAAAUAACAAAAACAUGUCUUUGUUUAUCAUUUUUAGGCGGAAAUCCAGAGAUCAUGAGCGAAUGUUUGAAAUAUCAAACACCAGAUGAAAAUUGCAUGGAGUAUGCAAUUAUUUCACACAACAUUGAUUUCGUCACAUUCUUGAUGAACGAAUACAAUAUUAAAAUCAACUUAAAUGAUUGCGGAAGGUAUAAUAAUCUUGAAUCAUUUUUAGUUUAUUACGAUCAAACUAAUGAUAUAAACAAAUGCUUUGUUUAUUCAUCUAUUUUUGACACACCAUCCAUUUGCGAAUAUUUCCUUUCACAUGGUGCAAAUAUUAAAGCAAAAGAUGAAGAUGGAAGAACUGCUCUUCAUCUUGCAGCAUCUAAAAAUCAAGCAACAGCUGAAUUUCUUAUUUCACAUGGUGCAUAUGUCAAUGAAAAAGAUGAAGAUGGAAGAACUGCUCUUUAUGUUGCAGCGUCAUAUAAUAGAAAAGAAAUAGCCGAACUUCUUAUUUCACAUGGUGCAAAGAUCAAUGAAAAAAAUAAAUAUGGAAAAACCGCUCUUUAUAUUGCAAUAAAUAAUAAUUAUAAAGAAAUGGCUGAACUUCUUAUUUCACAUGGUGCAAAUAUCAAUGAAAAAGAUAAAUAUGGAGAAACCGCUCUUCAUAAGGCAGCAGAUUAUAAUAGAAAAGAAAUGGCUGAAUUUCUUAUUUCACAUGGUGCAAAUAUCAAUGAAAAAGAUAAAUAUGGAGAAACCGCUCUUCAUGAAGCAUUGCGUUUUAAUCAUACAGAUUUAGCCGAAUUUCUUAUUUCACAUGGUGCAAAUAUCAAUGAAAAGUUUGAUUAUGGAGAAACCGCUCUUUAUAUUGCAAUAGAUAAUAAUUAUAAAGAAAUAGCCGAACUUCUUAUUUCACAUGGUGCAAAUAUCAAUGAAAAGUUUGAUUAUGGAGAAACUGCUCUUCAUGUAGCAUCGCUUUUGAAUCAUACUGAUUUAGCCGAACUUCUUAUUUCUCAUGGUGCAAUUGUCAAUGAAAAAGAUAUACAAGGACAAACAGCUCUUCAUUUUGCAGCAAAAGGAAAUGGUAAAGAAGCAAUCGAGCUUCUUAUUUCUCAUGGUGCAAGCGUCACUGAAAAAAAUAAAUAUGGACAAACAGCUCUUCAUUUUGCAGCAAAAGGAAAUGGUAAAGAAGCAAUGGAACUUCUUAUUUCACAUGGUGCAAGCGUCACUGAAAAAAAUAAAUAUGGAAGAACUGCUCUUCAUUUUGCAGCAAAAGGAAAUGGUAAAGAAACAGCCGAAUUUCUUAUUUCACAUGGUGUAAAUGUCAAUGAAAAAGAUAAAUAUGGACAAACUGCUCUUUAUCUUGCAGCAGAUUAUGACAGUAGAGAAACAGCCGAACUUCUUAUCUCACAUGGUGCAAAUAUCAAUGAAAAAGAUAAAUAUGGAAGAACCGCUCUUCAUUAUGCAGCAUGUAAUGAUAGUAAAGAAACAGCCGAGCUUCUUAUCUCACAUGGUGCAAAUAUCAAUGAAAAAGAUAAAUUUAGAAGAACCGCAUUUCAUUAUGCAACAAAAUGUAAUAAUAAAAAAACAGCUGAACUUCUUAUCUCACUUGGUGCAAAUAUCAACCACUCUAUAUGUUGCAACAUAUAA